UUUAGGGAACUCCGGCUUUUGCAAAUGAUGAUACACGAAAAUGUUGUUAGCUUGGUUGAUAUUUACACACCUGAUAGUUCACCAGAAAACCUCAAGAGUGUGUACAUUGUUACAGAAUAUGCUGGCAUGAGCCUUUUUACAAUUAUGAAACGGCAGCGUGAAUCAGGCAGAGUGCAAUUAACACCUGACCAUCACCAGUUUAUUAUAUAUCAAUUGCUUCGAGCACUGAAUUUCAACAAGGAUACAAAGUUACAGGUUAUACACAGAGAUUUGAAACCGAGUAACCUAGCAUUAACUAGUGAUUGUGAUCUUACUGUCCUUGAUUUUGGGCAAGCUCGUACUUUGGAUAAUAACGGUGUUAACCUGACUGAGUAUGUAAUGACGAGAUGGUAUAGAAGCCCGGAGGUUAUGUUUUGGAAGAUCGGCGCGUAUGAUCAACAGGCUGAUAUGUGGUCGGUUGGUUGUAUAUUAGGCGAACUUUGUCUUGGCCACGUUUUGUUUCAAGGCGACGACUGGUUCGCACAGUAUGAAUUAAUUGCACGUCUAUGUGGAAGUCCAGACGACAUCCUGAUGGGCAAAAUUAAAGAAAAUGAGGGUGUUUACAAUGUAUUAAAGCAUCAUGGGAAAUGUCCACGGCAGCAGUUCAGUAAAAUAUUCCCUUCCGACUCUCCAGAUUUAAUUGACUUUCUGGAACGUACACUUGUACUGGAUCCUGAAAGGAGAAUGACAGUAGAAGAAGGUCUUGCUCACCCUUAUCUUCACAAAUACUCGAUGCCAGAUGACGAACCUGUAGCAGAUCAUCCCUUUGUUAUAGAACAUGGAAAUGACAAUAAUUUAACGCUUCCCCGUUGGAAAGGUGAGUUUUUAUACAUUUCUUAG
This is a messenger RNA of Enterobius vermicularis (human pinworm), 879 nucleotides long. NCBI's taxonomy places the organism in Eukaryota, Metazoa, Nematoda, Chromadorea, Rhabditida, Oxyuridae. The record is from the annotation of a GenBank genome assembly.